Bactrocera latifrons is the source of this 5122-nucleotide messenger RNA. RefSeq names its product homeotic protein antennapedia (gene Antp). Gene Ontology annotation, molecular function: RNA polymerase II cis-regulatory region sequence-specific DNA binding; DNA-binding transcription factor activity, RNA polymerase II-specific. NCBI's taxonomy places the organism in Eukaryota, Metazoa, Arthropoda, Insecta, Diptera, Tephritidae. Gene Ontology annotation, biological process: negative regulation of transcription by RNA polymerase II; anterior/posterior pattern specification. The transcript is spliced from 7 exons. Gene Ontology annotation, cellular component: nucleus. The record is from RefSeq and is a predicted model, not a curated record. The coding region runs from base 2125 to 3249 and encodes 374 amino acids.
AUCAACAUCAACAUCAUCUACAAUACACAURGAGAAAUUACCCCAAAAAAUAAUAAUAACCGUUGGCAAUAACAAUAAAACAAACCGAUUCUCUUAAGUAGCAAAUUCCACUUGACGUGUGAACCAAUGAACGGUAUAAUAACAAUCGUUUUAAUUUGCUGCACACACACAGUGAAUUGGUUACCGCCGUGCAAAUCAUUUCAUUUUCAAGGUCAUUAAAUUAUAAAAAUUUUACAAAAGGGACUUACCAAAUAACAUCUGCUGUUUAAGUCGAAGUUGUCCGGGUGGCAUAAGUAAACUGUGUACACGAAGGAAUCUGCUUCCAUGGUCGGAUAAUAGUUGCUACCAAAAUAUUAGUCAAAAGGAACAUCGGUUCUCAAAACAUCUUUACUAUGUCUACUAUUUCGUUACAAUCCGCAAAUCAUCUUCCAAGUGGGCGAGACUUUAGGGUAAUGUAGACAAAAGCUGAACAAAUGAAUUAGCAGUUAUCAUAAAAAUUAACGCAACGAAAUCGUAAAACUUGUACAGUGUUGAGCAGCGACAGAGCGGUUAAUAGCUUGUUUAAAGGGCGYAAUUGCGGUUUUUGCAGCGAAUGUUAUUAUAUUACGCUCGGAGUAUUAGUUCAGCCUGCAGUGUUGUGUUUGUAGUGGUAACGGUGCGUUUUAUUAAUAGUAAAUAUAAUAUAUAAGCCAUAAAUAAAAGAUAGAUAGCAGAUUACCUAACUAUCACAUAGAAUCUUAUAUACGUGAACGGAUAAUUGUUGAAAAGCGUUAUUCAAAAAUAGUAUAAAUUGAAAAGUGCAAUAAUACGACAAAUCUUUUUAAAAGUACUCUACUUAUUAUACGAAUUAAAAUUUUGGAGUGACAUCAGCAGAAAAGGGAUUACUAAAUUGUGCCAAUACAAAACAUAAAAUGGUUCCAGAACAUGUAAUCAACUACUGGUACAAAAUUAUUUAAAUAAUUCUAAAUAUAUUUAGAAUAAAGUCCAAAGUGAAAACCUAAUGCCAAAUUCUAUUCUUAAAUUGUUUUCUCCACCAAUGCAUAUAACAAUAUAAAGUUUGUAUUGAUGUAAUCUUCUCACCCACAAUUCUAGUCGUUGAUUAUAAGCAAUAUUUUACAAACAUAUUUAUAUACACAUCACAGUUAUUUAUUAUUACAACCAUAAAAUAUAAGUGGAUAAAGAAAUGGAUUUCAAUCUAAAAAAUUAUCGGUACUCUACUAUCAAUUAAAUAAGACGAUGAAUUAACUAAAAAUUUUACGAGAUUGCCAAUGUUAAGCGACUUUCAGGAUAUACUGCGAAAUGAUAAGCAUAUUGGCGUGUGGCGCGCAAUUGUAGCAGUUUAAGAAACGCUGUGAUCUCUUAUACUUUGGUAAUUCCUAAACCCAUGUACAUUGUGUUGAAAAUUUUCAAUAAUAUAACUAUAUAUUAUUAAUAACGUAAGUGUGUUUGAAGAAAGAAAAAUAAAUAAUUUCGAUAAAAAGCAAAGUAGAAGAAGAAUCGAAAAAUUGGAGUYUAUGCAAGACGAAGCACAUAUAGUCUAUGAUAUUCAAAGAAUAAUUUCUUAGAGAUUUGGAUGAGUGGACCAGGAAAAUAAAUUCAAGCCUCUAAUAAAACUCACAGAGUUUCACUCCAAAACGAAUCAAAAUUGUACGAGUAGAAAUUAAGACGACUUUAUCACAAAUUCUACAACUUAUUUUUGGACUUUAAUUUACUAAACAUUGUUGGGUGACAUUAGGAUAAAGCUCUACAAUUAGAAAAGUUAAGGCGAUAUUCAACUUGAAAAGCAGAAACGCAAAUCAUUUUUAUACCUCAAACAUUUUAAGCUAAGAACGACAUUGUAUACUGUAUUUAUAUAGGUGUUCCGAUUUAAGUAAAAAUCUACAUUAGUGUAUAUAUACAAGUAUCCGUAUAAGUUGUAUAGCUGAUAACCAAGUAGCUUCAAGCACCUGUAUAGAAACACGAGUCCCCCAAAAGCACCCGCCUCUUCCAGCAACCGGAUCGUUAUAGCUUCAUCAACAACAGUAAACAACGCCCCAAAGGAACUUCACAUUCUGCAAUCCGCUACCCUCAGUCACGAUUAACACCGCCACCACGUUUACCACAGACACAAUAGAAUCCUUCAAUAUGACGAUGAGUACAAAUAAUUGCGAAAGUAUGGCGUCAUACUUUUCCAACUCCUAUAUGGGACCCGAAAUGCACCAUGGCCACUAUCCUGGAAAUGGUGUCGCCGAUCUCGAUGCGCAACAAAUGCAUCACUAUAGUCAACAUCCAAAUAAUCAGGGCAAUAUGCCCUAUCCACGCUUCCCGCCCUACGAUCGUAUGCCCUAUUAUAACGGUCAGAGUAUGGAGCACCAAGGCUACUCUCGUCCCGACAGUCCUUCCAGUCAGGUGGGUUUGUCACAGCAGCCCCAAGUAAAUGGUAGCCCACUGCUUCAGCAACAGYCACAACCCCAGCAACAAGUUACGCCACAACAGGCGCAACAAGUUACGCAGCAAGCACAGGCGACACCUCAGCAUCAGCAGCAUCCGCAAGUGACGCAACAGGUGACACAUCCAGCCCAACAACAACAGCAACCCGUAGUAUAUGCCAGUUGCAAACUGCAAGCAGCUGUGGGCGGAUUAGGCAUGGUGCACGAAGGCGGCUCACCGCCCCUAGUCGAUCAAAUGGGCGCCCAUCACAUGAAUGCACAGAUGAGUUUGCCACACCACAUUGGACACCCACAAGCACAGUUGGGUUACAACGAUGUCGGAGUUCCAGAUGUUAAUGAGGUUCAUCAAAACCACCAUCAGAUGAGUAUGUAUGGCCAACAACAGACUGGCAUUCCACCCGUUGGCGGACCACCACAAACCAUGAUGCAUCAAGCUCAGGGACCACCACAAAUGCAUCAGGGCCAUCCCGGACAACAUACACCACCAUCACAAAAUCCAAAUUCGCAGUCAUCAGGGAUGCCAUCGCCAUUGUAUCCCUGGAUGCGCAGUCAAUUUGGUAAGUGUCAAGAACGGAAACGUGGUCGCCAAACGUAUACCCGUUACCAAACGUUAGAGCUGGAGAAAGAAUUUCAUUUUAAUCGUUACCUGACAAGGCGACGACGAAUCGAGAUCGCUCAUGCGUUGUGUCUCACAGAGCGACAAAUAAAGAUCUGGUUCCAGAACCGACGAAUGAAAUGGAAAAAGGAGAAUAAAACAAAAGGGGAACCAGGAUCCGGAGGUGAAGGUGAUGAGAUCACACCACCCAACAGUCCGCAAUAAGACGCUGAUAACAAUUGAAACAAGAGGCGCGACCGUUAACACUGUGAGAUAUGGCAACUCGCACAAAUUACUUAGCGUACUUUGUCUGUCCUUCAUAUUGCUAAAGGAUAUAUGUUUAUUCAAAAAGAACAAUUCAUGUACACUUAGUGUUAGUAGUUUGAAUAAAGCACACUGUUGGAGCUAACGAGAAAAAUCUAMUACUACUAACUAAGUACUACAACCUCGUAGUCAAAUGUUACAAAACUUUUCAUUAUCACACACAAUUCACCCAGGAGUGAAAAAUGUGGAAUUGAUUAUCGAAAAUUUAAUAUAAAUUGGAAUUAAAAUAGAAAAGCAUAUAAUAUUACUAAAAUAAUGCUGUAUAUUAUUUAUGUAAAGCCGUAAACCUACUUAGUUAAUUCUUAAAAAACAUUUGUUAUUAUUUACUUAACCCUGUAUUAUUAUUAUUUGCAAUGUAUACCUUAACAUUGUAGAAUAGUUCGUAGCCGACAUGCAAAAAGAGCGUAAGGAGUUAAUAGGUGGGGCAAUAAUUGCAUAAAUUAAUUAGCUAAAUGGGUAAAAAUAUUUAGCAAUGAAAUAAUGUAUCUAAAUAAAUAAACUCAACAAAACCAACUCAUGUGACCUCAACUUUAAAUAAGUUAUUGAUUAAAAAUAAAGUAUAUACAAUUAAAAGUAAUAAUAAAAAAAAAAAUAAUAAUAAAAUGUAAAUGUAACCAGUAAACUAAAAAAAUGGGGAAAGCUAAUAAAAAUUCCAAAAUAUUAGAAAUAAAAACUAAACUUAACAUAUGGAAUACUCUUAUGUAAAGCAUAAAAAAGUAACUUUUAGACAUUUUCAGCUGUAAUUAGAAUAAAAUAUUAACUCAUACAUGUAUACGUAAAUUAUAGGGUCUGAAAAAAAUACAAUAAUCGGGGAAGAAAAUACAAGAUUGCAUUUUAGAUCUGCUCAAAGAGGUUCAAUUGUUUGCACAGUAUCAAUCAACGACAGACAAACCAGAAUUCCAUAUUUCUUUCUAAUUUGAAAAUUCCAUAUAUAAAAAUUAUCUUUUGAAAUUAUAUUAUUUUAUAAAAGUGCAAUAUUCUGUCAAUUUAAAAUACGUUUGAGCAGACGUAUUAACAGUUCCAMUUUUUUUUUUUUAUUAUCACCACCACUUUUAGCCGGAGCUAUUUCAAUACUUUUAACACACCGAAACUUGUGGAAGAGAUCCGAUUUUUUAUCAACACUUGUUCUGAUUUCUUUGACUUCCUGAUGUAUAUAUUUUAUUUUAUGGAUUUGAUAAGUUCAUAGGUAAAAAGGAAGCUUUCAAUUCUCUUAGAAUAAUUUAUGCUACAAUAGCAUUUGUACUUUUCAUAACUGAUGUACUUACUUAUCGAGCCAAGCUUUCUCGAUUUAUAUCAGUUGCAUUUUUGAGUGUUCUAAGAAAGACGCAUGUUUGGCAAUAUUUUCACCAAACAAAUAAUUCAUCUUCCACACAAGCUAGUGCUCGAUAGUCUAUAUAAAAAGUUUAUUAGUUCCUACUUUAGAAACGCGACUUCUUAAAGRAGAGUAUUUGGGCUUUCUAUAGCUUCAAGAAUAAUGUGAAUAAGUGUGUAUAAAGUAUUGCCUGUAAUGCCAACUCCUCCUGGCCAACUCCCUUGACCAUACUUCAACGGAAUACCUGGUUUGUAACUUGAAACUCGCCCCAAGUGAAAUGUAUAUCUGCAUAUACAAAUUUGUGUAAUUAAUAACAUAAAGUACAUAUGUAUAUUUCAAUAUAUAUGAAUGUAUAAGAUAAUAAGAAUCGAUACCAAAUUAACGUUGAAAUAAAUUUUAUUAACAAAUAUCUUAAUAAUUUCGAGUUUGCAAAUUUCGUUUAUUAUUUAUUCAAAAAAAAAA